AUGGCCCGCUCGCGCAGAGAUAAGAACGUAUCGCUCACCAAAGUCAAGAAGAAGACCAAGGAUACCAAGAACAGUCUCGUAAAUGAAGUCCGCGCCAGUGUUGAUCAAUACAAAAAUUUAUUCAUUUUCACCAUCGCCAAUAUGAGAAGCACCAGAUUCAUUGCGAUCAGACAAAAGUACAAGGAAAGCUCCAGAUUUUUCUUUGGAAAGAACAACGUCAUCGCAAUCGCUCUUGGCAAACAAAAAUCUGAUGAGUAUGCCAAUCAGCUUCAUAAAGCCAGUGCUAUCCUGAAGGGACAAUGUGGUCUCAUGUUCACAAACAUGUCGAAGAAGGAGGUGGAGACUGAGUUCGCCAAGAUUUCCGAAGAAGAUUAUGCUCGCGUUGGUGAUCUUGCCACUGAGACAGUCGUCUUACCGGAAGGACCAAUCGCUCAGUUCGCCUUCUCAAUGGAGCCACAGCUGCGAAAACUUGGUCUACCUACAAAACUAGACAAGGGAAUUAUCACACUCUAUCAAGAAUUCGAAGUUUGCAAGGAAGGACAGCCACUGACCGUUGAGCAAGCCAAAAUUUUGAAACAUUUUGAGAUCAAAAUGGCUCAAUUCCGUCUCAUCUUCAAAGCCAUGUGGAAUAAGAAAGAUGGAUUCAAAGAACUCGAAGCCUAA
Caenorhabditis briggsae is the source of this 663-nucleotide messenger RNA. The coding region runs from base 1 to 663 and encodes 220 amino acids. Gene Ontology annotation, cellular component: nucleolus; preribosome, large subunit precursor. The record is from RefSeq and is a predicted model, not a curated record. Gene Ontology annotation, molecular function: RNA binding. Gene Ontology annotation, biological process: rRNA processing; ribosomal large subunit assembly; ribosomal large subunit biogenesis. Lineage: Eukaryota; Metazoa; Nematoda; Chromadorea; Rhabditida; Rhabditidae. The transcript has 4 exons.